This is a messenger RNA of Euleptes europaea (tarantolino), 2820 nucleotides long. Its product is annotated as desmocollin-1-like. Gene Ontology annotation, biological process: homophilic cell-cell adhesion. The coding region runs from base 1 to 2805 and encodes 934 amino acids. Gene Ontology annotation, cellular component: plasma membrane; desmosome. Lineage: Eukaryota; Metazoa; Chordata; Lepidosauria; Squamata; Sphaerodactylidae. The record is from RefSeq and is a predicted model, not a curated record. Gene Ontology annotation, molecular function: calcium ion binding. The transcript is spliced from 15 exons.
AUGAUCAAUGGUGAAAUGUUGAUGCAUGCUUGUAUUUUUAACAUCACUAAAACUAUUGAUACUAUGCUUGUUCCUCUAAGUAUAUUUUUGUACAUAAGUUCAAAAUAUAAUUUUAAAUUCUUUCUUUUUCUACAGGUACUAAGUUUAUUUUGUGAAGCAUGCAACAAAGUGACCUUUAAUUUGCCUUCCAAACUAGAAGCAGGGGCAUUAAUUGGCAGAGUAAAUCUGAAACAGUGUCUCAGGACUUCAGACCUGAUCAGUUCAAGUGAUUCUGACUUCGAAAUUCUAGAAGAUGGUUCUUUGUUUACAGUCAAUGCCAUUUCACUGCCUUCCACUGACAGAAAUUUUACCAUAUUGCUUACGGACUCACAAAAACAUGUACAAAAGCAGAUGCGUGUCAUUUUGCGAUCCAAUCUGAAAAAGGCCCCUGAAAAAGGAGAGAUUGUUCUUAGAAGAAGUAAACGAAGAUGGGCUCCUGUUCCAACAACUAUAAUGGAAAACUCGCUGGGACCUUUUCCAAUGCAAAUUCAGCAGCUGUUUUCUGAUACAGCCCAAAAGUACAAUAUCACCUAUUCGAUAAGUGGUCCAGGUGUUGACCAACCACCACUGAAUUAUUUUUACAUUGAGAGGGAAACAGGAAAUCUAUUUGUUACAUGCCCAAUAGAUCGGGAAGAAUAUGCAGAAUUUAAGAUAAUUUGCUAUGCAAGGACAUUAGAUGGCUAUACUCCCGAGAUACCACUUGUACAUGUAAUACGUGUAGAGGAUGACAAUGACAACCCCCCAGUUUUUAACCCUGCUGUCUGUACUUUCUCUGUUUAUGAAAACAGCAGAUCUGGUACCAUAAUUGGAGAAAUGACUGCAACAGACAGAGAUGAGAUUGGUACACUACACACUAAACUGAAAUACAGAAUUGUGAACCAGGAUCCUAUGUCUCCUCAAUUCCCCAGAAUGUUUAAUAUAGAUGGAGAUUCAGGUGUUAUUACUUUGGCAUCCCCAGGCCUGGAUAGAGAGGGUGUAGAACAAUAUAUAUUACUAAUAGAAGCAAGAGAUAUGGGAGGUCAGCCCUUUGGUUUAUGCACUACAGGGACAGCUGUGAUUCAGCUUCAAGAUAGAAAUGACCAUGCACCCAUGUGUGAAAAGGGUUUGUAUGAAGUGUAUGUUCCUGAAAACACAGUUGGUGCAACAGUAAUAGAGAUUGGUGCCAUCGACAGAGAUCUGCCGAAAACUCCAGCCUGGCAUUCUACCUUCAAGAUUAUAAAGGGAAAUGAAGAUGGUGCAUUUAGAAUUGAGACAAAUCCAGAGUCAAAUGUUGGGACUUUAUGUAUUGAUAAGGGGCUGGACUAUGAAAAAACCAAGGAGAGAAGAUUGGAAAUUUCUGUAACUAAUGACGAGCCUUAUGUACUAGCACCAAAUUCAAGAACUGUUUCUCCAGGUUCUUGUGUUGUUGUUGUCAAAGUACGGGAUGUAGAUGAAGGACCAGUAUUUGACCCAUGUGUGUAUAUUAUAAAUGUUAAGGAAUGUUUGCCAGGUGGAACUGUGGUUGGCCACUACCCAGCAAGGGACCCAGAGACCGGAAAUAGUGAAGACAUUAGGUAUGGAAUAUUACAAGAUCCAUGUGGUUGGAUCACCAUGGAUGAAAGAGGUGAAAUCAGAACUGCUACACUCUUAGACAGAGAUGCACCAAAUAUGCAGAAUUACCAAUGUAAUGUAACAGUUUUUGCUACCGAUCGAAGUGGCAAAACAGGCACUGGAACAGUGGUGGUUAAUCUAGAAGAUGAAAAUGAUAAUUUCCCAGUAAUUGUUGAACCAGAAAAAAUAAUGUGCAGAGACAGAAAAGCAAUUUGUCUUACCGCUGUGGAUGCUGAUCUACCUCCUAAUACUGUUCCUUUCACUUUUGAAAUAACUGACAGAAACUUGGAAUGGAGACUGGUAGGAAAUGAUGAGAAAUCUGUGUUCCUGGAACCAGUGAACAAUAUACCCUAUGGCGUUUACGAUAUUCCUAUUUCGGUAUCUGACAAUGCUGGAAACCGUGGUAUUACUAAUGUAAGAGUUCUUGUGUGUGACUGUACAACCCCUAGUGAUUGUACUGGCGCCCUCCCACCUCGAUACAACGAACCAGAUGUGGGGCCCUAUCAAUCACCUAAUGUUACCCUUGGACUUUGGGCCAUACUCGCAAUGAUUUUGGGAUCGUUAUUACUGCUAUUGAUUCUGAUAACACUUUGUGGUGGCUGCUGUGGUGCUGCACCUGUGAGCAAACAUGUGUGUGAUGACUUAGCUAACCAGAACUUGAUCAUAUCAAACACUGAAGCUCCUGGAGAAGAAGUAAUGGAUCCAAACAUACUUCCUGUGAAAACAGGAAAUGUGGUUACUAGUGAUCAAGGGGUUGGCUUUGGAGUAAAAACUGGAGGACAGGAGAGCUUUGAAAUGGUCAAGGGAGGAGGACAUCAGACCAUGGAUUCAUUUGAAGGAGGAGGACUUCAUACCUUACAGUCAGUCAAAGGACAUCAGACAUUGGAAUCAGGAAGGGGAUAUGGACAUUCCAUGAUGGAUAACUAUAGAUACUCCUAUUCAGAAUGGCAGAAUUUCACUCAUCCUCGCCUAACUGAGAAGGUGUAUCUGUGUGGACAGGAUGAAGAGCAUAAGCAUUCUGAAGACUAUGUCCUUUCAUAUAACUAUGAAGGAAGAGGCUCACCGGCUGGCUCUGUAGGCUGCUGCACUGAUCAGCAAGAAGAAGAGGCGUUGGACUUUUUAGAUCAGCUGGAACCCAAGUUUAGGACAUUAGCAGAAACCUGUGUAAGGAGAUAAGUUUGGUGAUGACUG